Vanessa tameamea is the source of this 627-nucleotide messenger RNA. RefSeq lists its product as uncharacterized. NCBI's taxonomy places the organism in Eukaryota, Metazoa, Arthropoda, Insecta, Lepidoptera, Nymphalidae. The transcript is spliced from 3 exons. Bases 1 to 627 code for a protein of 208 amino acids. The record is from RefSeq and is a predicted model, not a curated record.
AUGAGAGUGCAAGCCGAUGUUCAAAACUCGAGACGAGAUUUGUCCAGUCUUAUAAAUCUGCUAAGUCAAAAACACACCAGCGACAGACAUCCUAUUCUCCUCAUAGUCGACUCUGGUUCCAAAAUGGAUGCUAAACAAGAUCAGAAAUAUCGUGCUGGUUCUCCAGAAACCAGUGAUGAAAAUGGAAUUGGACAUUUACCGCACUUAUUGUUACAGCAUAAGGUAAAGAACCUGAUAAAGAAAAGUACAACAAAAUCAUAUGUCCAAUUGAAAAAUGAGGCGAAGCAGUUACACCGACUUCAAAGACUUCGAGACAAUCAAGGACGACAAUUGAACGACAAAAACGUACUAAGAUCGCCGAUCGUGAAGCAACUACUUAGAAUCUCAAAUAGAAUCCAAUGCGAAGCAAGAGACGAAUGUCAAGACAGAUGUGGCAAUAGAUACAAAGGUAAAAAAAUUGUAACUUGUAACGUACAAUGUGAAGUUAAGUAUGAGUGUGAGGAAGAAGAAGAAAAGGAUCCGUGUGAUGACGGAGAAUGUGACUCUUGUGGUAAUUCGCUCGAAUGUCUCAUGAGUACGAGAGGAGAACGACUCGUCACCAAAGAAACUAAAUGCAAACGUUGUUGA